Molecule: messenger RNA, 709 nt
Organism: Hibiscus syriacus
Lineage: Eukaryota; Viridiplantae; Streptophyta; Magnoliopsida; Malvales; Malvaceae
Product: mediator of RNA polymerase II transcription subunit 21-like
Exons: 4
Coding region: 194-607 (137 amino acids)
Biological process (GO): regulation of transcription by RNA polymerase II
Cellular component (GO): mediator complex
Molecular function (GO): transcription coregulator activity
Source: RefSeq, a predicted model, not a curated record
CGGAAAAUUUUAUGUAAGCUGAAAGCCCGGCCUAAAUGAGUCAUCCUCUGUCUUUUUAAUUGAUUUCCCCCCUUCAAGGUUCAAUGUUUUCUGGGUUUUCAGAUUCAAACAGUUUACGAAGCUUCAAGACCGAAUUAUUGAAGUUAAAAUCCGCAAAACCUUUUCAUAAUUUCUAGGUUUUCUCUUGAAGAAGAUGGAUAUCAUUUCCCAAUUACAAGAACAAGUGAAUUCAAUAGCAGCCCUAGCUUUCAACACUUUCGGUACACUGCAACGAGAUGCUCCACCCGUUAGGCUCUCCCCUAGUUACCCAGAACCGCCUCCCAGUACCACCGAGGACCCAACCAAUUUCGCCGAACAACCUAAGCUUAUGAGUGCCGCUCUUGUCAAGGCCGCUAAACAGUUUGAUGCGUUGGUUGCCGCGCUUCCGCCUUCGGAGGGAGGUGAAGAAGCUCAGCUUAGAAGGAUUGCUGCACUACAAGCUGAAAAUGAUGCUGUGGGUCAAGAACUUCAGAAGCAACUGGAGGCUGCUGAGAAGGAAUUGAAACAAGUUCAGGAGUUAUUCACUCAAGCAGCAGAUAAUUGUCUGAACUUAAAGAAACCAGAUUGAAGUCCUUUAUGCAAAGGUUUAUUGUAUACUUAAGUUCGUAUAAAACUGCUUCAUCUGGACUUUGAUUCUGCACUAAAAUUCAAUCAAUGUACUCUUUCUAUA